[Torrubiella] hemipterigena is the source of this 2121-nucleotide messenger RNA. NCBI's taxonomy places the organism in Eukaryota, Fungi, Ascomycota, Sordariomycetes, Hypocreales, Clavicipitaceae. The record is from the annotation of a GenBank genome assembly.
GUCAUUUCGCCUUCAGUGCACCUAUUAGGGCGACCAGAGGGGACUAACCGGUGGGGUUGCCCACUGAAGCCAUCUCACCUAACAGGCGAUGGCUCGACAAGCCUGCUCGUCCAAGGAGCACCAGCCCAGUCCCAGUUCGGCUGUCCCCCAAGCAAGCAAAAGACAUGGAACGUGAGCCUUUUCUCCAUACAUACCAAGGCCAUUGGUAAAGGCGGAAAAAGUCGUCGUCAGCACUUCUAGGGUGUCCGCCGCAACAAAGCUUCAACCACAGGGCUCCCCUUUGUUUAAACACACCCCGCCUGAGUCGGAGCCGGCGCAUCGCUAGACUAAAUUUAUUAACCAUAUUAUAAAGUACUUGUCGCCGGCUCUCGGAUAUACUCCAACUGCGGCGUGAAUCAGUAUUUAACCUUUUUUUUCGUCUUCCUUCAUUGUCGUUGUUUAGCCCGCCUCUUUGGUCUUUUCAGCUGGCAGUUGUUUCUACGCCCACCAUCACGCAGCACACAACCACGCGCCCACCCGACUCAACCUCUGCAACCACAAAUCUCGACACGCGCCGCCAUGUCCGACCGAAGCGAGAAGCCAAAGGCACGAAAGACCUUGGAGCGCCUUAGGCUGGCAGAGUCGAUUGAGAGGCUGGGCUAUGAGGUGCUGCCGUGCUCGUUUUGCGCCUCAAAGGGCCUGCCAUGCAAGAUGCUGGAGAAGUCGUCGAGGUGCGCCGAAUGCGCCAGACGAGGGCGCGCAUGCGACGCCGCGGGCCUUGCCACCACCUUAGCGCAGAUUAGUGCCGAAUUCGACCGCCUCGACCGCGAAGAAGAAGCCGUCGAGGAACAAAUGUCCGAGGUACAAGCAAAGCUCAAAGAGACAAUCAACAAACUCGCCAAGGUCCGGCGACAGAAGCAGAUGUUGCGCACAAAAGGCAUCGAAAUGGUGCGGCGUGGUGUCAGCACCAUGGACGAGCUAGAGAUGGAAGAACAGAACGAACAACAGCAACAGCAGCAGCAACAACAACAGCAACAACCACAGCAGCCCUUUUAUACAUCGCCACACCCAGGACAAAUAGCAGAGCAACAGGCACAGACACAAACGCUAGAGCAAGCCCUCACCACGGAUGGCUUUUACAUGGACUGGGGGCUCAACAUGUCCCAAAAUACGCAUCCAUUUCCCGGUCCUAGCUCCGGCGAGGCUAGUAAGUCGCCCUUUUCCUGACUCGAUACUUGGGCGUAUCGUCAAGGUACAUCCCCAUGGAGGGCAUCAACGACAUGCAGCAAACCGCAUACAUUUAGCACGGCGUAUAAUCUUUUGUUUUAACUUCACAUUUCUUGGGCGAUCUUGGAUACAGGCGUUUCAUGUUUGGCGGUCAUGAUGAUUACGAAUACACUCUUUGUUUCUUUGGGCUGUAAUUACGGGGAAAGGGGUCAAGGGUUUUGCAUCCCCAAUGCAAUGUACAAAAUAUACAGCAUAUACACUACCUACGCAAAUACCAUUAGAAUAACCUAUUUUUCUUGCUUCUAAGACUAUACUCUGCUACUACCACUACUGCUACUGCUCGUUAUCGCAAGGAAAGGGGCCAAAUCGAAACCAGGCACCUGGAGAAAUGACGGCAUACUGGAGCUUGGCUCGCCAGGGGAGUGUAGUGAUCCAAGACGGGUAAUGCAGAAGGCAGCUGUCAAAUUUAUAGAUUAUGUCUAAUUAUAGAUGAGGGGAAGAGGCGAGAGCUCAGCUCUUUUUCUAAAAAUAACUUUUCGGAGCGAGAUCUGCGCGAUGAGAUGGGUUAGAGGCAUGCCACGCGGCUUUUCCGAAGACGGGGCGGCCGCAGCAACCGAGGAACAACCCAUAGAGAAUGGGGCGCUUAGUGAUGGUUCGCUAGUGCAUCGUAUGUAUAUAGUUACAUCGAAUGCCGAACAAAGGGUCUAGAGGAUUGGAUUUACGGAAUUGGGUUGGACUUGGGAGUUGGUAGCUGGCGUGGCGUGAAGGCAGGCUGAGAGCAGCAGGUAGGCUGAGCAGGCUUCAGCGUGAAACGUCAUAAUGAUGCGGAUGAAUUAUAAAUGCCUUAUGUAUUUUGAGGCUGUACAACUUUUCAUAAUUAUACAUACCUGAAUUUGCAGGUUGGGUGCAUAAGCC